AUGUAUAGUGCAAAAGAGGGAGACAGCCAAGAUCUGGAACUCAGAGGAGGAGUGUAUGUGGUCUUUGAGGAUGUGGCCAUAUAUUUCUCCCGGGAGGAAUGGGGGAUCCUUAAUGAUGCUCAGAGACACCUGCACAGCAAUGUGAUGUUGGAGAACUUUGCACUUUUGUCAUCAGUAGGUUGUUGGCAUGGAGCCAAGGAUGAGGAGGUACUUUCCAAGCAAUGUGUUUCUGUAAGAGUGUUACAGGUCACAGCUCCAAAGCCAGCUUUGUCCACCCUGAAGGCCCAGCCCUGCAAGACAUGUAGCUCACUUCUGAAGGACGUUCUGCACAUGGCUGAGCAUGACGGAACACACCCUGAGCAAGGGCUGGACACGUGUGCAGCAGGGCAUGACCUGCAGCAAAAGGAGCAGGCUAGAGAGAAGCUCACCAGAAGUGAUGAGUGGAGCCCUUCAUUUGUGAACUACAGUGCUCACGGGGGAGAGAGGAACUUCACAUGCACACAGGGUGGCAGGGAUUUUACUGCCAGCUCAGACCUUCUCCAGCAACAUGUCUUGAACAGUGGGCGGAAGCUAUACAGAGAUACUCAGGAUGGGGAAAACUUUCAAGGUAAACAGAAUGAUUUCAACUCCAGCCAAGGUGGGAAAGACUUUUGCCACCAACACAGGCUGUUUGAGCAUCAAAAAACCCAUAAUGGGGAGAGGCCUUAUGAGUUCAGUGAAUGUGAGGAAUUGUUUAGGUACAACUCCAACCUUAUUAAAUAUCAGCAAAAUCAUGCUGGAGAAAGGCCUUAUGAGGGCACUGAAUAUGGAAAGACCUUUAUUAGAAAGUCCAACCUAGUUCAGUGCCAGAAAAUUCACACUGAAGGCUUUCUUUCAAAAAGGUCUGACCCCAUUGAACAUCAGGAGAUUGGCAGUAGACCAACGCCUCAUGAAUGCACCCAGUGUGCUUUCCUUACACAGGCUCAUCUGGUUGGUCACCAGAAAAUCCGUACUGGAGAACAGCCCUACGAAUGCAACAAGUGUGGGGAAUUUUUUAUGUGUAACUCUAAACUCAUUAGACGUCAGAAAGUUCACACUGGGGAGAGGCAUUACGAGUGUAGCAAAUGUGGGAAAUUGUUUGUGGACAGCUCCACACUUGGUAGACACAGAGUUCAUACAGGAGAAAGGCCUUUUGAAUGCAGCAUAUGUGGAAAAUUCUUUAGUCACCGCUCCACACUCAGUAUGCACCAGAGAGUUCAUACUGGCAAAAAGCCUUAUAAGUGUAAUGAAUGUGGGAAAGCCUUUAGCCUCAAACAUAAUGUCGUUCAGCACCUGAAAAUUCACACUGGAGAACGGCCUUAUGAGUGCACUCAAUGUGGGAAGGCCUUUGUUAGAAAGUCCCACCUAGUUCAGCACCAGAAAAUCCACACUGAAGCAUUUUCAAAAAGGUCUGACCUCAUUCAACACGAGAGGAUUGACAUCAGGCCAAGGCCUUACGGGUGUAGUGAAUGUGGGAAGGCCUUCCUUACACAGGCUUAUCUUGAUGGUCACCAGAAAACCCAUACUGGAGAAUGGCCUUAUGAAUGCAGCGAAUGUGGGAAAUUCUUUUUGGACAGCUACAAACUGGUUAUUCAUCAGAGAAUUCACACUGGAGAAAAGCCUUAUAAAUGCAGCAAAUGUGGGACAUUCUUUAGAUAUCGUUGUACACUGAGUAGACAUCAGAAAGUUCACACUGGAGAAAGACCUUACGAGUGUAGUGAAUGUGGGAAAUUUUUUAGAGACAGCAACAAACUCAUUAUUCAUCAGAGAGUUCAUACGGGAGAAAAGCCUUAUGAGUGCAGCAACUGUGGGAAGUUUCUUAGAUACUGCUCUACAUUCAUUAAACAUCAUAAAGUUUGCAAUGGGGAGAAGCCUCAUGAGUGCAAUAAAUGUGGGGAAUUGUUUAGGAUUAAAUCGAGCCUUAUUACACAUCAGCAGCCUCACACUGGAGAAGUCCUUUUAAGUUAA
Messenger RNA from Mandrillus leucophaeus (drill), 1986 nucleotides. It is a transcript of the gene ZNF749, whose product is annotated as zinc finger protein 749. Lineage: Eukaryota; Metazoa; Chordata; Mammalia; Primates; Cercopithecidae. The record is from RefSeq and is a predicted model, not a curated record. Gene Ontology annotation, biological process: negative regulation of transcription by RNA polymerase II. Gene Ontology annotation, molecular function: DNA-binding transcription repressor activity, RNA polymerase II-specific.